GGAGGCCAGCAUUCCGAUGAGCCAGCGAGCUCUAAUAUCGAAUACUCUGAACCAUACAAAAGAUGGUUGCAGCAUUACGUAGAUCUUUUUGUCUUGAUAAAAAGUGGGUGAAAUUGCGUGCAGCAAUCGUUUUUAAGAGGCUUUGAUUGUUUUUCUGUGCUCUGAUCUUCCCAAAUGAGUGAUAACAACAAUACGAACCACAGAUGUGAGCCAAAGAACGAUCAUGGCGAGAGCGUCGCAUCUGUUGCUAGCAUCUAUCAGCUCAAUGGACAAAGAGUUCGUCAUACACGCAUCAACUCUACAAAGUACAAAGACACUUUUGAUGAUUCUAGAAUGGUCGUAGUUCGCUAUUUCUUGGACCGUCCGGGCUACGAUUUACACAAUGCCACUGCCCGCCUCUGGUUCCACCCCCCGACGAUUUGCUCCCCCGAAGAUGUACGGUACUUUCUCAAGAACCAAGGCGUUUCCCUCGAGGGUCUUCUUAUAGAAAUAUACUUGGACACAUUUGAAAGUUUUAUGGUGCUAGAAUCUUGCGCAGCAAAUUGUGUCGAAUGGAGCUUCGAAGGGACAAGCUAUCAGGAUCCAGGUAUUUUAAAUAUACGAUUGACUGAUCUGAUUGACGCCACCAUGGAAAAUGUAUCUUCAACAACUCGGCUAGUUCAUCCUACAAAAUAUGGCGCCACAAAAGAACAGGCCAAUACGUCGCCCGUCGGUCUUUUUUCCUUCUCGAUGGUUCAAGCCAUGCAGACGAUGCAAGUCAUGAGCAAGUUGAUUCCAGACAGUGUCGCUGAAUCGUGGACGUUGACCAAUGGUCCCUACAUGUUUUUCCUUGGAGGGGUAGUUCAGUUCGUGGUGGGAAUUUUCCAAGUACUGCGAGGCAACAUCUACGGAGCUACUGCUUUUCUUGCGUUCGGAGGCUUUUUGAUGGCCGAUGGUGCAGGAAUAAUACUUCGAAAUCAUUUCUCCGAUGCUGGAAGUCGUGCCGUAGAGCUUAUUGGAGUUCCCGAUCCAUGGGGCAACUUCUUCCGUCACGCGUACAUCUGUGCUUUCUGUUGUGUAUUGCUAAAGCAGACUCUGGUUAUGAACAAGCUGACAACUGGCUUGAUUGCAGUUGUCUGCACAAAACUUGCCGCAAGCUCUUUCACUGGUUGGAGUGAAACUUUUGAAUGGAUGGAAAUCGCUUUGGGGUGGAUUGUAUCCGUGUUUGCCUUUUACGUUUUCACAGUCGAAGUGACAAACGAAGUGUAUCAUCGGGAGGUCUUCCCGAUGUACAAAUGGUCAGAAAGGCACAGUCCUGAAGAGCUGUUUGGUGCUACUGGUCGCAUUGGGACGCUCACAUCUAAAGCAACCAAGCUUCGCCAGGCAAACUACCCCACCCCUUUGAAUAUUCGCUGGGCAAACACAAUGCACGGAUCGCAACAACUCCAAGACAAUUAACAGUGCUUGAGGAUGGUACAGAGUUCUUCCAUAUAUGUCGUUGAUAAUGUAAACAAGCACAUUAUGCUGCCCAA
Molecule: messenger RNA, 1511 nt
Organism: Phaeodactylum tricornutum CCAP 1055/1
Lineage: Eukaryota; Bacillariophyta; Bacillariophyceae; Surirellales; Neidiaceae
Exons: 1
Coding region: 175-1437 (420 amino acids)
Biological process (GO): acetate transmembrane transport; succinate transmembrane transport
Cellular component (GO): plasma membrane
Molecular function (GO): acetate:proton symporter activity
Source: RefSeq, a predicted model, not a curated record